This is a messenger RNA of Brassica rapa (field mustard), 6156 nucleotides long. RefSeq names its product signaling peptide TAXIMIN 2. NCBI's taxonomy places the organism in Eukaryota, Viridiplantae, Streptophyta, Magnoliopsida, Brassicales, Brassicaceae. The record is from RefSeq and is a predicted model, not a curated record.
CAAUGAUAAACCACUAGGUGUAAUCUUAGUACUAAACCACAAAUAUUGCGUUAGCAAUAAAAUAGAUCCAUAAAAUGACGGAAAAUGCAAACACAAACUCAAUACGUACAUGUGAUUUAAGUACUCGAUUAUAUGUAAGUAAUCGAAUAUUAAUAUAAUACGUUUUAUAAUUAGUUUAUAUAAGAUUUCACAUUAUAUAAUUUUGUUAGUGCAUGAAGUUAAUUGGGUUGCCUGUUUUGUUGGCAAAGGAAACCACGAAAAUCGGGUUGCAUGUUUUUUUAGAGGGGAGAGGGAUGUGGCAGAUUGGAUCAGAACCACAACUUUCAGGUUCAAUAUCUAAAUGUCGCAUUUGUAUCUUUAUCGAUUUUGGUCUUUCUGUUUUUGAUCUGUCACAACAUUAUUGAUCCACUAUAUAACUUUCUAAACAUAUUAUCUGAACUUCUUUAAAACUUGAAUAUAGUUAAAUGUGAAACAAGUUGAAUUACGGUAAAUAGUUUCAUUUGUUAAUACUGUUGAUUUAACACGGUUAAGUUUUUUUUUGAGAAAUUAACACGGUUAAGUUGCUAAAAUGUUUGUUUGAAAUCAGACGUUAUAGUUUUGAUUUUUAAACACACACACAAAACACUGGUUCCUAUAUAUAGAUAUAUCCUUGUUCGGAAACUCGCUGGCUCAUAUUAUUUUGUAUUUAUAGUAAAUAUAAAAACAUAAUAAAACUUUUAAAUUCUGAAAAUUUUCGCAUGAAUUAAAAUAUUUCCAUACUAUAAUUACAAAAUACUUUGUUGUAUUUUGUACUAGUGAUAUAUAAUUAUUUUAACAACGUGAUCAGUUUAUUGAUUCUAGCAUAUGCACUUUCAUAUUUAUAAAAAUAUAUAUUGUAUAGACCAUCCAUUUAAUUUAGUUUUAUUGAAAUAUAAUAUUUCAUAAUAUUUAAGCUUUUAAAUUUCAGUUAUUUAUAUUUUUGAUUUUUUAGCAUUAUUAUAUUUCUUAUUUUUUAUACAUUAUUCUACUAUUUUAAUCAAUUAUAGUAUUUAUCAAAUAGUUUGUAUUAAACUUAAUAAUUAAUUUUCAAAAAAUAUGGAUCUAAUAUUAGAUUGUUUGGAAAUAUGUUUAAUUAUUAAUUCUUCGAAAAUAUGUUUAGUUAUGUAUUAGUUAAAAACAUGUUAAGUAUUAUAAUGCUUUUUCUAUAUUAUCUUUAAUAAAUUCUAUUUUUCAUUAAUAAGCAAUACUACAUUUUAUAAAUAAUACAUGAAGUAAAACUUACUUUCACAUAAUGUUUUUGUUAUUUGUUUUUUUUUACUGAAUAAUAUAUUUUUUUAACAGAGUAGAUCGAUAGUGGUGGCAUGGUAUCAUCAAGAGUGCCACAAUAUAUCCAUGGGGGCUUCAUAAAUAGAUGCAAGAUAUGGAAAUGUCUAGAUACUUAUUUACAGUAGUAUCCGCUUCGGAAGUUCGCUGACGAUGAUGUUGUCGUAGAUGCUCUUACAAAAAGGACGGAAUUGUCUCGUUUACGUAUAAAUGGACAUGCACGACCUUGAAUGGGUCCGCAAGAGUUGCAAUAAUUGAUAUUGCUCGUUGCCAUGUCACAUGUGUGAAUCUAAUUCAUACAUAUCUAGACAUAUAAACUGUGAGUUCAAAAUGUUUUCGUCGUCAUCCUUACUGUCUCGUGACUAAAUAAUUCAAUGUUUUUCUCUCUAAAUAAUUCAAUGUUAACAAUGGUUAAUUGCCUUACACUGUAGGUACAAUGGCGGACCUAGAAUCACUUAUAGUUGGGGACAUUAUUUCUGUUUAUUCACUAAACUAAGAACAAUUUAAUCAAAUUAGCUUAAACUGUUUAGGAAAAAAAUAUAAAGAGAGUAGGGAAUACGUGCUUCCGUAACCAUAAGCUUGGUUCCGCCCAUGGUAAGGUACUUUAAACAAAAUAUUUGUUUGUUUAGCUGCAAAAUCUAUAUUUUACAUUAAAUCACAUUUUUCGUCAAAAAUGUUAAAUCUUAUUUUUAAAUAAUAUUUCAAUUUUCCGCAAAAAACAAAAAAAAAUGUUUUUUCCUCAAAAGACAUCAAUUAUUUUUUUGGAAAAUCUACCAAAACAUAAUUAUGUUAAUUUAUGUUAAAGUUUCAUUUUUCCGCCAAAAACAUACCAUUUCAUUUCUGUCAAAAAAUGUAAAAUCUCGUAUUUUCCUUAAAACAUAAAGUUUUGAUUUAUCAUCAAAAUGGAAAAUCUCAUUUUCCAUCAAUUUUUUUUUUCAAAUGCAUAUAAUUAAUAAUUUUAUAUAUAUUUAAUUUAAAAUAAACUAAACAGAUGAUAAUAAAGAAUUAGGAUAUCUGUGGAUAACCCUAAAAUUACAUGGUUGCUGUGUUAUCCUAACAAUUUAGGGAUUUUGAAAAUUUCAGUGAAAAAAAAAUCUACCUUAUUAUUUUUGGGUUAAGAUAGGGUGGGGAUUUUUUUUACCGACCACAACAUUCCUAUGCACAACCUUAACUGGGUCCGCAAGGGUUACAAUGAUUGAUAUUGCUCGUUGCCAUGUCAUGUGAAUCCCAUUCAUACAUAUCUACACAUAUAAAUUGUGAGUUCAAAAUACUCUCUCGUGACUGCAUAUAUCACUGUUCACAAUGGUUAACUAUCUCAAAGGUACCUAAACAUGAAUUUUGUUUCAAUGUAAAAUUUUUAAAAGUUCAUUGUUUUGCAAAAAAAUGGUUAAUUUUUUAUUUUCAGCCAAAAAAGUAAAACAAUGUUUCUUUCGACAAAGCAUAAAAUUUUAUUUUAUCUUUCCAAUAAAUAAAAUUUUGUUUGUUUUUAAAAUAAGAGAAAUUUCCUAGAAUAACUCUUUCUAAAUUUUUGUCACAAAAAUAGCAUUCAAUAAGAAAAAUAACCAAUUUUUUUUUAAAGAGUAGAGAUCGCAUUUGUACAAUAGGAUUAACUAAUCUAGAUUUAAGAUUUAGAGAUAAGAGGUGGAGUUUUGAGGAUAGGGUUUCAAAUUUCAAAAAAUAAAAAAUUAAACUUUUCAAAAUAAAAAGAAGCUAUUUUGGUCAUUUUUUAUUAAAUGCUAUUUUUAUGACAAAACCUUAAAAAAUGUUAUUUCAGAGAAUUGUCUUUUUAAUAAAGUAUUAUUUUCUCGUUAAAACAUGAAUACUUUUUUGCUAUUUAAGCUUUUUUUUUCGCAAAAACAUGUUAUUUUGCAAAAACACAAAAUCUUGUAUUUUCGUCAAAAAUGUAAUUGCAUGUUUUAUCAAAAAAUAUUAUUUUCCAUCAGUAAAAAGUACAAAUAAAUAUAAUUAAUUAUUUUAUAUAUAUUUGACUUAAAAUAAACUAAAUAAGUGAUAAUAAAUUAAUAACAAAUUAGAAUAUCUCAGGUAAUUAUAAAAAUUACAUGGUUGCUGUGUUACCCUAAUAGUUUAGAGUUUUCUGGAAUUUUCAUGGUAAAUUUUUUUUCCUGGACGGGUUAUUUUCGGGUUAAGGUAAGGUGGAGUUUUUUACCCAUCACAAUAUUCAUGUGCACAACUAUAUAUAUGGGUCCGCAACCGCAAGGGUUACAACAAUUGCUGUUGCUCGUUGUCCACAGAUCUGAAUCUAAUUCAUACAUUUUCUUUUGAUAAUUAAUCUAAUUCAUACAUAUCUAGUUAGACAUAAACAAAGCGUAAGAAUAUAAACUGAGAGUUCCAACUUCCAAAUAUUCUCAUCAUCCCUUACUGUACACACGUACGCCUCUACCGAGUAUAUAGAAUAAGGUAUUUCAGUAUUUCUAAAAGUCAAGUUAUCUUGGUGUGAGUUUUAAAUAAAGAUGGAAUCCAAAGAAAACAUGAUUGUGCUACGAAAUUUCAAUGUUUUCAUAAGGUGUAUAAAUAUACUAGCUAUCGUAGAGGCCAAUAAAACAGAAUUCGAGUAUCAUAUAUAAUGGUUGCACAAAACAAAGAGUAUCAUAUAUGAUAAUAAUAUUUAUUGAAGUAUUGAACUAACACAGCUUGAUUAGGAAAUUGAGUAUUGAAUCUAUAUGGAGAAAUUGAGUAUUGAAUCUAUAUGGAGAUUGGAGAAAAGAAUAUAUAUGUAUAUUUUGAAAUUGGUAUAAGGGAAUUGACAACCCCUGGAUGUAAAGGGCCACACCCACAUGUGACCUGAUAAUGACAAGAAUGGAAAUGACAUCAUGUGUGCUUGUAAUUAAUUUUUAAAAAUGAAGUGCAGCUUUCGUAAAAGGACUACUGUCAUUUACUAUGAUGCCAUCAAUCAUCAUUUUUGUCGCUGUAAAUAGCAUAGCUUAUCAUAUGUAUAUGUACUUAUACGAUUCUCAUCAUCGGGUUAUAUAGCUCACAAAUUUCGAGGCAAAAGGGUUUUACAGGUUUGAAAUGGCCAUGGAUUUAAUUUUCCAGUAUCUUGUGAAAAAAGGUUCAAAAAAGCAAAAUCCUGAAUUGGUUAAAGAAUUGGUUUGAUUCGUUGCAAUUUGGUAAGAAGUGUGUUACACUGCUGGCCCAUCUCGGUAUGGGACAAAAAGUGCCAACCGCGUAAGGAAACUUUAAUAGUUAAUACUUUCUUUGUAUAUAGUUCCAUGCAAUUAUUUUUGUCACUUUUUGUUUUUUCUGAACAAUGGAAAAAUUACGUUGAAAUAUAUUGCAGAGAGACAUGUAUGUCAGCAAAAACUCGUCCUCCGAAGCCAAAGCCUAAUUUAUGAGAGAAACUGUUAUAUCUAACAAUUAACUGUUAUUGUCACUGUUAUAUCCGAUGAUUAAAAUAAUACUUUGGUAUGUCAACUAGUCUUUAAAAUUGAAAAAAAUCUAUUUUGUUGUGGAUGUGCUUGUGGUGAGAAAACUUUUGUCUUUUGUGUGCUCAGCUAGCUAUAGUUGGGACCAUGAUCUUGAAAGCUAAACAUUUCUUCGAUUCAUUUUGUUUUUUUUUCUUAACCACUAAAAACAUCUCGUCAUUUGAUUUAUUAACGGUAAUAUGUCCGAGUCCGAUUGGGAUUUGCUCGUGUGACAUACGUUUACAGUCCAGCUGACUAGCUGAGGUAAAUGUCCCCCAGCGAGAACUCCUGAACUUGUAAGAACAUUUGGGCCGGAUAAUCUGUAGACCAUCAUUUGGGCUAUAUAUAUUAUGAGAUCAAAAGGGAUCUAAACAUGGUUUCCUCUGAGGCUCUGAAUUUUUACUAUCUUAACUAACGGCCCAUUUAGUCCAAUUGCAGGAGAAGCUAAGCAAAAUAUUUAGCGGUCCGAGGAAAACGAAAUUGAUAGAGAAACGUAACAUAUGAACAAGAACAAAAUCACUUAAUAAAUCAAAAUUUUGGUUAGUUGGAAGGAUGACCCCAAAAACAAGGCAUAAAUUACGAUUUAGUGUUAACCACAAAAUGGCAGUAAUAGGAGUGGCAUUGCGAGCAACAGAGAGAUCAAAUUUUGGAAAGAUCACACGUAAAAUGUUAAAAGGUGUAUUGUUCACGGCACAAAGCCAUGUCGACGUUUGUUGACUCUUUCUUUGCACUUUGACCAAAAAAAAAGGCCGAGAUCAAAAGUACGAAAUUUCAAACAUCGAAUUCUCAAAAGCACCCCAUUGACUUCGAUUACUCAAAAUGAAAAAGGAAGAAACGAAAGAGUAUAUUCGUCAUUCACAAAAAUGUCGCCGCGUGGGUACGACGGCGGUUAUACAAAUUCAUGUGGAACUAAUAAUCAUCAUUGACUAAUUUUUUUUUAGUAAAAAAAAACUUACUCCUUUUAAAGGCAGCCCCUCUCUAAUCUCUUUAUCUUUCCAUUCUCAGAGCAAAAAAAAAACUAAACUUUUCGUCUAUUUCAAUAUUUGUCUGCAAAACCUCUGAAGAAUUUGAGAUCAGGGAGACAGAGAAUGGGAGAAUGUAGGCCUCUGGGUUUCUUAUUGGGAUUACCAUUUGCUCUUGUCGCUCUUGUUCUCUCUUUAGUUGGUGCUAUCAUCUGGAUCAUUGGGACGGUACUGAGUUGUUUAUGCCCAUGUUGCUUUUGUUUUGCUGCGCUGGCCAACUUCGCUGUGGAUCUCAUCAAACUCCCUGUCAAAGUCCUCCGUUGCUUCACCAACUCCAUCCCUUGUUAAGACUUUCUUUCUUUUAACUUCAUGCUAUUAUUUUUCUUUUAAUUUUUUUUACUAAUUUAGUCCUUUGUAGUUUGUACUCAUGUAAUUUUCUUUUGUAAUAAAUAAUUUUAAAUUCCCUAAUA